This is a messenger RNA of Entrophospora sp. SA101, 663 nucleotides long. Lineage: Eukaryota; Fungi; Glomeromycota; Glomeromycetes; Entrophosporales; Entrophosporaceae. The record is from the annotation of a GenBank genome assembly.
AUGGAUGGUCUUGGCAUUCGUUCAAUUAUUAAUAAAUGGCGUGAAUCAUAUAAACUUGUGCCUGAAAUACAUAAACAAGACCUUUUGUACUUUAGUAUCAUUGACACAAUUAAAGCAUCAACUACUUACUCCAAAACAUUAUUCAAAAAUAUCUGGUCUGAUUUAAUUGUUGAGUUGGAAAAGGCUUUAAUGGAACCAGCAGUAAACGAACGAACACUCAUAGGGGACUAUGUAAGUUCAUUAUUGGAAGAGAUUAUUACAUUGAAUAGGCUUUGUGAUGCUAUCAAACUUGAAAAAAAGAAGAUAUGUGAAUCUUCAGAGAACAAAUGGAAGAAGAAGACAUUGAAGGGAGAAGCACAAUUAAAGGCCUCAUUGAUUUUAAAAAAUGAAUUAUUGGUUGAAGAUAAUCAUUGGAACCCUGGGAAUAAAAUUGAUGCCAUAGUUGAUACACUGGUAGUUCCAUUAGAAAUCUCAAUCAUUGAGGUAUCGGGAUCUCCUUUGGAUCCAGAUCACACUCACUAUGUUGGAGAUCGAAAAAAAAUAGCAAAAAUGUUAAAAAUAAUGUUGAAUUAUAUAAUCAAGAGGUACCCUGGUGAUCUUGACAAACUAAGAGGGAUAAAGUUAUAUGGAACACAAAUAUAUAGUAAGAUUUGCAACUUGUAA